This is a messenger RNA of Rhizophagus irregularis DAOM 181602=DAOM 197198, 1167 nucleotides long. RefSeq lists its product as uncharacterized. Gene Ontology annotation, biological process: COPII-coated vesicle budding; positive regulation of TOR signaling; protein import into nucleus. Gene Ontology annotation, cellular component: COPII vesicle coat; nuclear pore outer ring. NCBI's taxonomy places the organism in Eukaryota, Fungi, Glomeromycota, Glomeromycetes, Glomerales, Glomeraceae. The record is from RefSeq and is a predicted model, not a curated record. Gene Ontology annotation, molecular function: protein binding; structural molecule activity.
ACCGUGUAAAUUUUUGAACGUGUUUUUUUUGGCGUCUUAAGAGUUAAAGAGUUGGUCUUAAUAAAAUUGUCAAUUUUGAACAAUGUCUGUCGAAAAAUCAAAAAACUUCGUUCAUCAAGGCCUUGAAACACACCAUGAAGAUAUGGUGCAUGAUGCUCAACUCGAUUACUAUGGACUAAAGUUAGCUACCUGUUCUUCAGAUCGCACCAUCAAGAUAUUUGACCUUGAUGGUGAAGAGCGACGAGAAGUGGAAACACUGAAAGGACAUGAAGGUCCUGUAUGGCGAGUAGAUUGGGCUCAUCCAAAAUUUGGCGUCAUAUUAGCAUCAUGUUCUUAUGAUGGCAAAGUUUUUAUCUGGAAAGAUCAUGGUGCUGGCUCAUGGAAAAAAAUUAAAGAACACACUUUACACACAGCAUCUGUAAAUUCUGUGGCGUGGGGACCUCAUGAACUUGGUCCAAUUUUAGCUUGUGCUUCUUCGGACGGAAAAGUUUCUGUCCUUACUUUUAAAGAUGAUGGUUCAUGGGACGCAGUUGUUCUUGAAGCACAUAGUAUUGGCGCAAAUAGUGUGUCUUGGGCGCCAGCUACAAUACCAGGUGCUCUUGUUCAGGUUACUGGAGGUGCACCAAAUGUUAAUGUUUCCAAAAGAUUCGCUUCAUGUGGAUGCGAUAAUUUAGUAAAAAUUUGGGCUUAUAGUGAAGAUACCAAAGAAUGGAAAGAAGAGGGGACACUUGAAGGUCAUACAGACUGGGUUCGUGAUGUUGCAUGGGCUCCAAAUUUUGGGCUUCCACAAAACUACUUGGCCAGUUGUUCUCAGGACAAAACCGUCAUAAUCUGGAAAAAGAAUAAUCCUAAUUCUCCUUGGGUAAAAAAAUUUCUUAAACCUGAAAAAUUUCUUGACGUGGUUUGGUCUGUAAGUUGGUCCUUGUCAGGUACAAUCUUGGCUGUGGCGUCCGGUGAUAAUAAAGUAACAUUGUGGCAAGAAAAUUUGAAAAGUGAAUGGGAAAAAGUACAAGAAUUAGAUGAUUAAAUAUAAUAAUUAUAAUUAUUUAAUUAUAUAAUAUGAGAAAGAGAAAAAUUUUUAAUUAAUAGUAAGAACAUUUAAAUUUAUUAAAAAAAGCACCUAUUAUUUUAUAUUAUAUUAAAAAAAAAAAUAAACUUGUAUCUUAG